This is a messenger RNA of Solanum lycopersicum (tomato), 1665 nucleotides long. Its product is annotated as scopoletin glucosyltransferase. NCBI's taxonomy places the organism in Eukaryota, Viridiplantae, Streptophyta, Magnoliopsida, Solanales, Solanaceae. The record is from RefSeq and is a predicted model, not a curated record. Gene Ontology annotation, molecular function: UDP-glucosyltransferase activity.
CGUUAGCAAAAUCAGAAGUUUCAAAAAUCCUUGUUUAUCUAUAAAAACAUGACGAGCAAAGACGAAUAGAUAUACAACACCUUCUUUUUUCUUUUAUUUCCUGUUCUUUUUCAGUUCAUCAGCUGUUUUUCUUAUCUAUUCCUUGGCUACCAUGGAUAAAUGAAGUGAUCAACUUCACAUAUACUUUCUAUCUAUGAUGGCCCCUGGCCACAUGAUACCACUAGUAGACAUAGCCAGGCAAUUUGGUAGACAUGGAGUGAAGGCACCCAUUAUCACGACUCUUCUCAACGCGUCUAAAUUCUCUAAAACAAUCCAAAGAGACAGAGAGAUGGGCAGUGAUAUUAGCAUCCAUACAGUCAAGUUUCCUUGCAAAGAAGCUGGAUUGCCGGAGGGCUGUGAAAACAUAGCUUCUACAACUAGUAGACUGAUGUAUCUGAAUUUCACCAAGGGCCUAUCGCUGUCAAAACCCAUUGAACGGUUCCUUGAGGAAGACCAUCCAGAUUGUCUAACAGCAGCCCCUCAAUUUUCAUGGGCUGUUGAGCUUGCAGCCAAGCUGGGAAUUCCAAGACUAGCUUUUAAUGGCACUGGUUUUUUCCCUUUUUGUGCUUUACAUGGUUUGAUGGAACACAAACCUCAUUUAAAAGUUGAAUCCGAGAUGGAAGAAUUUGUCAUCCCUGGACUUCCUGACAAAAUAAAGAUGUCAAGACAAAAGCUUUCAGAACACUUGAAGGAUGAAAAAGAAACCCCAAUGACUGCUUUAGUUAAAGAUAUGAUGCGAGCAUAAACGACUAUUUAUUGAGCUAUUGUAAACAGCUUUUAUGAGAUGGAACCAAAUUGUGUAAAUCACUUCAGGGAAGUAGUAGGAAGAAAAGUAUGGCACGUUGGUCCUGUUUCGCUCUGCAAUAAAGACAAUGAAGAUAAAUUACAAAGAGGGCAAGACAGUUCCUUUUGUGAGCAAAAGUGUUUGAAUUGGCUCAAUACCAAGGAACCAAGAUCAGUCAUUUACAUAUGUUAGCAAAUGGCAGUGUUUUCAUCAGCUCUGCUUGAGAUAGCAAUAGCUCUCGAAGCAUCAAACCAGCAGUUUAUCUGGGCGGUGACACAGACUACAAUCAACGACGAGCAGAAUGAGUGGAUACCAGUAGGUUUUGAGGAAAAGCUGAACAGACGAGGUUUGAUAAUAAAAGGAUGGGCACCUCAGGUUCUAAUCCUUGAUCAUGAAGCUAUUGGAGGUUUUGUGACUCACUGUGGAUAGAACUCAUUGUUCGAAGGAGUAAUUGGACCGCUAUCAGCUGAGCAAUUUUUUAAUGAAAAGCUACUAGUAGAGAUAUUAAAAGUUGGAGUUCCAGUAGGUGCUGAUGCUUGGUCUAACAGAACAGAUAGCACAGUCCCACUAAACAGGAAAGACAUCGAAAGAGCAGUAACAAAACUGGUGGUUGGUCAGGAAGCUGAGGGUAUGCGAGGCCGUGCAGCUGCCUUAGGAAAAUUGGCUAAAGGGGCUGUGGAGAAAGGUGGAUCAUCUUACAGCAGUUUGAUUUCGUUACUAGAACAAUUGAGGAACAGAAAAAUUAGCUCUAGCUGAUGCGAAUUUUUACAUAUGUUGCUGAAACUAAACCACUAUAAAACUAUUGUAUCACAUCAAUUCCAAAUUAUGUAUACCAAAUUACA